Messenger RNA from Gossypium arboreum, 1196 nucleotides. Its product is annotated as peptide methionine sulfoxide reductase B5-like. NCBI's taxonomy places the organism in Eukaryota, Viridiplantae, Streptophyta, Magnoliopsida, Malvales, Malvaceae. Gene Ontology annotation, molecular function: peptide-methionine (R)-S-oxide reductase activity. Gene Ontology annotation, biological process: protein repair; response to oxidative stress. The transcript is spliced from 3 exons. The coding region runs from base 382 to 1017 and encodes 211 amino acids. The record is from RefSeq and is a predicted model, not a curated record.
AAAACCUGUAAUGGGGAACGAAGGCGGAAUUCAAGGAAAAAGAGGCAUAAUUUGCAUGAUAAACAAAACUGAAUUCCAAGUUCAGCUCCUUUUCCACUAACAUAAUUCAUAAAGAUUUUCAGUUUGGUUGCUAAGAAAAUGAAGGAAAACACCAAGCUAAACAUUCUUGUUUAAUCAUUAUAAGCAACAUGAAACUCGGCUGGUUUCGCGCGAGUGAAGAAGCCAGAGUAAUGUGGACUUGCCAUUAUUCGAUUAAUUACUUGUACGACAUGUAGUUUCGAAGAUUUUGUGUUCAUCAAAUCAAUGGAGUAGGAUUUUCCGCCUCUGCGUUAUCUUCUACCCAUUGUUUAUUCGCCAAAAAUCUCCAACUCACUCUCACAAAUGGGGCUUCAUAUCCUCAAAACGACACCGUUUUCUUCUUCUUCUUCCCCGAAAUCACUACUCCUUACCACCGCCACCGCUGCUAAUUAUGUUCUUCCUUGUAAUAGGCGCUUGAGAUUUCCAUUUUCUUCACCGAAGGCUAUUACUUGUUCAAUUUCUUUAUCAGAAUUCAGUAGAUUCUUUCUCCAGAGCAAGCGUAGAUACCGUGGAAGUCAAGUCGUGGCCAUGGCAGCUCCGGGGUCGCUCCAGAAAUCCGAGGAAGAGUGGCGUGCUAUUCUCUCCCCUGAACAGUUUCGAAUUUUGAGACAAAAGGGCACUGAGUAUCCAGGCACAGGAGAAUAUGACAAAUUCUUUGGUGAUGGUGUUUAUAACUGUGCUGGAUGUAACAUUCCUCUUUACAGAUCCAUAACAAAAUUCAAUCCUGGUUGUGGUUGGCCUGCUUUUUAUAAAGGUCUCCCAGGAGCUAUAAAUCGAAAUCCGGAUCCUGAUGGGAUGAGAACUGAAAUCACUUGUGCAGCUUGUGGUGGUCAUUUAGGCCAUGUUUUUAGAGGUGAAGGUUUUCGAACGCCGACGAAUGAACGUCAUUGUGUUAAUAGCAUAUCACUCAAGUUUGUUCCAGCAAAUUCUUGGUUAUAGUAGCAUAUAUGUUGGUACUAUUUAUUCAUUCUGUAUAGAAACAUGUCCAUAAUGAUGUAUGUAAGUUCUGUAUUAAAUUCUAUUUUGAUGGUUCUAUUGUUUUUGAACUUCAUGCUUCGUUGAAAUGAAGGCAAAAUCUCGAAUUUCUUCGAGUUUCAUAUGGUUACCAGAAGGGCAAA